UGUUCUCUCCUGCAGGGCCUUACCUGUCAGCAGUCUCUGGUCAUUCCCUGCACUGUCUGCAGUCUCUGGUCAUUCCCUGCACUGUCUGCAGUCUCUGGUCAUUCCCUGCACUGUGUCCGCAGUCUCUGGUCAUCUCCUGCACUGUGUCUGCAGUCUCUGGUCAUCUCCUGUACUGUGUCCCCAGUCUCUGGUCAUCUCCUGUACUGUGUCCCCAGUCUCUGGUCAUCUCCUGUACAGUGUCCGCAGUCUCUGGUCAUCUCCUGUACUGUGUCCGCAGUCUCUGGUCAUCUCCUGUACUGUGUUCGCAGUCUCUGGUCAUCCCCUGUACUGUGUCUGCAGUCUCUGAUCAUCCCCUGUACUGUGUCUGCAGUCUCUGGUCAUCUCCUGUACUGUGUCCGCAGUCUCUGGUCAUCUCCUGUACUGUGUCCGCAGUCUCUGGUCAUCUCCUGUACUGUGCCCGCAGUCUCUGGUCAUCUCCUGUACUGUGUCCGCAGUCUCUGGUCAUCUCCUGUACUGUGUUCGCAGUCUCUGGUCAUCCCCUGUACUGUGUCUGCAGUCUCUGAUCAUCCCCUGUACUGUGUCUGCAGUCUCUGGUCAUCCCCUGUACUGUGUCUGCAG
Messenger RNA from Staurois parvus, 618 nucleotides. The record is from the annotation of a GenBank genome assembly. NCBI's taxonomy places the organism in Eukaryota, Metazoa, Chordata, Amphibia, Anura, Ranidae.